ACAAGUACACACGAGAAGGCGCGCAGUGAUGCAGCGAGGGCAGCUGCCAGUGGGGACACGACAUGUCCCUAUUCACCUCGUGGCCUGUCAGCAGUACGGAUGGUAUCAAUGCCCGACACUCCCUUUCAUCUCAGCCAGCUCCGACACUUGGUGUCUGGAGCAUUCGCCUACCACCCCUACUCAGGCACCACACGUGACCUCCAGCAUUAGACCGAAAGCACAAGAAUCCCCCUCAAUAACGGAAGUGGAUACACUAACUGGAUGUUUGCCGUUUUGCUCGGCCCGUCCAUCUGGACCCACGUUUGAGAAUCACGGCUUGGUCUGCACCUCUUCCCCAGGCACCGUUUCAGCACCGCCUUCACGCAUGCAACUAUUUUUCAAACUCGGGGACCCCUUGCACAGUCGUGCCGUUGUCAGCAGCAUCGCGGCACAGUUGUCUGUAGGUAUAGACUAUACUAGUAAGCAGUAUGUCACUGCCUCUCUAGUCGCCUUGCAGGCCAUGUUAUGGUCUGCAAAUCAAGCUGGAAAAAUUCAUCUCUGGUCGACAAGACUUCUGUCAUCUAUAAGGCCGCUGUUAUCCAUUGCUUCUCCACAACCAAGUCAAUGUUUUACCGGCGUACUAAACAUCGCCGGGAGACCCACCCGUUGUCUGUCUGUGCGACGCGGAUCCUCCGUCCCCGUAAGGCAGGAACUUUUGUUUCAACCGUUCAUCCCUCGUGUAUCAGUUGCACAAAUCCAGCUUUUUCCUCUAGUACAGAGUAUUACCCACCGGGUCCAGGGUCUAACUCUAUUCCAUACUUUCGAAACUUAACACCAACUUUGGUAUACAUGUCAAACGUUCCGACAGUCAGAUCACCCGCCGCCUCGGCCUCUAAAUACGCCACGGUAAGACCGUUAUGAGGUUAACGAACAGCAUAUAUAAGGCAGGCCACCUGCUGUGAAGAUGAUCCACAACUCAGUCAUUCAGCACAUUUCCACACACAGCCUCUUUUACUCUUCCUUCGCUCUUUCAGGCUCAGGCAGCUCUUCCCUCGUUCCAGCAACACAGCAUUGUUGAAAAGCAUUCAUCAACAUACAUACCCUGCGCCUAUACUCCAGUCUUUUAUACACACACACACAC
Messenger RNA from Bipolaris maydis ATCC 48331, 1120 nucleotides. RefSeq lists its product as uncharacterized. NCBI's taxonomy places the organism in Eukaryota, Fungi, Ascomycota, Dothideomycetes, Pleosporales, Pleosporaceae. The record is from RefSeq and is a predicted model, not a curated record.